AGUAACUAAGGUAAAAUACUCCAGAACAGGGGGCGUGUUUCCUGUUUGCGCACUGUUUCCCUUAGACCGAGGUGUUUUUUAAUUCUCGAUUUGAAAACCUGGGUGUGGUUUUUAAUGAUCAUCUUACAGUCCUAGGUCUUAGUAUCUCUGAAAGCGUGAAUCCAACCGUGACAGAAAAUCUGCACGUCCACCGCGCUUUGUUGACGGGUCAGUGAGUUUCCGCCGGUGAAAGCAGCAGCUGCAGCAACAUGGCUUCAACCUGUUCAGGAUGUGGACCAGGAUAUAAAACACCUCUGGAUGCCAUGAAAGGACCUCGAGAAGAGAUUGUCUACCUGCCAUGCAUUUACCGCAACACAGACAUUCAGAAGCCUGACUAUCUUGCAACUGUUGAUGUCAAUCCACAGUCUCCCAAUUUCUGCAAGGUGAUUCACAGGCUGCCCAUGCCCAAUCUAAAGGAUGAGCUACACCAUACUGGUUGGAAUGCCUGUAGCAGCUGUUAUGAUGAUCCCUCCAAAAGACGCAAUCGUCUCAUUCUGCCUUCCCUGAUCUCUUCCCGCAUCUACGUCGUUGAUGUGGGGACGGAUUGUCGGGCCCCACGGCUUCAUAAGAUAGUCGAGCCCAUAGAUCUGUUCUGGAAAUGUGGCCUUGCCAACCCCCACACUUCUCACUGCUUAGGCAGUGGCCAAAUCAUGAUCAGUGCCAUGGGUGAUCCUCUUGGCAAUGGCAAAGGUGGAUUUGUGUUGUUGGAUGGUGAGACUUUCGAAGUCAUUGGCAACUGGGAGCAGCCAGGUGAAGCAGCUCCGUUCGGUUAUGACUUCUGGUACCAGCCUCGUCACAACGUCAUGAUCAGUACCGAGUGGGGAGCGCCCAAAGCACUGGGACACGGCUUCAACCCUGCAGAUGUCAAAGCUGGUCAUUAUGGACGGCGCAUCCAUGUGUGGGACUGGACCACACACAAGCGGAUUCAGACUCUGGAUCUGGGGGAAGAGGGCGCUAUUCCACUGGAGAUCCGAUUCCUGCAUGACCCUUCUGCAGCUGAAGGAUUCGUGGGCUGUGCUCUUCAGAGCACCGUCUUCCGUUUCUACAAGACUCCGGCAAGGGACUGGGCAGCAGAGAAAGUCAUUCAAAUUCCAAGCAAAAAGGUGAAAGGUUGGGCUCUUCCUGAAAUGCCAGGUCUCAUUACGGAUAUCUUGCUCUCACUGGACGAUCGCUUCCUGUACUUCAGUAACUGGUUGCAUGGUGACAUUCGACAAUAUGACAUCACUGACAGGAGGAAGCCGCGUAUGGUUGGUCAGAUCUUCCUUGGGGGCAGCAUUUUAAAAGACGGACCAGUGAAAGUAUUGGAGGACAAAGAACUGGAUAGACAGCCAGUCCCACGGAUAAUCAAGGGAAAGCGUGUGCAGGGAGGCCCUCAGAUGAUCCAGCUGAGCUUGGAUGGAAAACGUCUGUACGUCACCACCUCUUUAUACAGUGCCUGGGACAAGCAGUUCUACCCUGACCUCGUCAAGGAGGGGUCGGUCAUGAUGCAGAUCGACGUGGACACAGAUAAAGGCGGCCUGAAGCUCAAUGAGAAUUUCCUUGUUGAUUUCGGAGCAGAACCACAUGGUCCUGUACUUGCCCAUGAGAUCAGAUAUCCUGGAGGAGACUGCACUUCUGAUAUCUGGUUGUGAAAAUGUUCCAAGAAGCAGAAUUAUUAUUCCUAUAGUCUCACUGGAGAUACAGUAUAUCAUCAAUAUCAUGAUCAUGUAUGUAUACAUAUAUCUAUGUAUAGACCAAAUCCUUAAUCGUAUUAUGUGUCAGUUAUGUUGUGAAUCAUAUCUUUAAUGCAAAAACAAUUCUUCAUCAUCUUUAUAUGCUUUCUGCAUUUUUUAAAAUAAAUAUUUUGUAUCCCAGUGA
Molecule: messenger RNA, 1896 nt
Organism: Labeo rohita (rohu)
Lineage: Eukaryota; Metazoa; Chordata; Actinopteri; Cypriniformes; Cyprinidae
Gene: selenbp1
Product: selenium binding protein 1
Exons: 12
Coding region: 249-1670 (473 amino acids)
Molecular function (GO): protein binding; selenium binding
Source: RefSeq, a predicted model, not a curated record